This is a messenger RNA of Debaryomyces hansenii CBS767, 2364 nucleotides long. RefSeq lists its product as uncharacterized. NCBI's taxonomy places the organism in Eukaryota, Fungi, Ascomycota, Pichiomycetes, Serinales, Debaryomycetaceae. Gene Ontology annotation, molecular function: protein binding. The transcript has a single exon. The record is from RefSeq and is a predicted model, not a curated record. Bases 1 to 2364 code for a protein of 787 amino acids.
AUGAUGUUAAGGCUCUCUGUAAAAAAGAGAUGCAUGAGUCGGACUAUACCGAGAAUAUCAGGGUUGCAGGGAUCGAUAUAUAGCUCGCGAAAUAUAUUCGUAGUUAGAUCACAGAAAGGUAAGCCAACAUUGAGGAAAUCGAAAGGUUCUAACGAUGGCGGUGCAGUAAAUAAUAAGGAAAAAUUGAGCGAGUGGGUGGAUUCAGACUUUGAACGUAAAAUGAAGCAACAGGAAGUAGAAUAUGAAAGAAGGUUGAAAGAGUUGAAAUCAUUAACCGCAAGUGUGGCUCGAAUAAUUAAGAAAAAGGAAGAUAUUGAAAAGCUUCAAGAAAUUCCCAUGCCAUCUGAGGUGAAUAGAGAUGCGGAAAAGAUAUAUGGCUCGCUCGAAGUCGGUAAAGAAAAGUUAGCUUCAUUGCCUGAAAAUAGUCCUAGCCUUAGUGGUAUCGAAAAACAGCCAGAGCCAUUUAAUGCGUCAAAUCACUCGUUAAUUACACCAGCAAUAGAUAUGCCCGAGUCCAUUACGAAGAGGUUAGGGUUAGCUAUCAAGUUUUUGGUUUCUAAGACAAAUAUUAAUUGGACUAUGGUGUUGCAACAACUCAAAGAAGGUGGAGGAUUCCAAGGUUUACCGGAAAGAGACAUUAGAAUGUUCAUUUACUCUAUACCGAAAGAGCAAAUCAGCCAUCUCAUACCCGUGUUAGAACAGCUUCUAGAAGAAGGUAAUGUGAAAAAGUCUUCUAAGAUUAUAAACGUCUUCAUCGCAGGUUUAUCACAUGGGGGGUACUUAUCGGAUGAAAGCAUAGCUCAAAUUGAGCAAUAUUGUAAUCAUAUAACUAAAAUCAAUAAAAAGGGAAAACUAUCAAGGGAAACGUACGAGUUAAUGAUUCAAGCCUAUGGUAAAAAUAACAAUCUAGAGAAGAUUAACAUGUGCUUGAGUGAGAUGAAACAAAAUAAGUUGGAACCUUCACAGAAGACGUUUUCCAACAUCUUAUCUACAUGUGUUUAUAAAGCUAAUGAUCAUAAACAAGCUGUUGAAAUUUUUGAUUCCAUGAAAUUUUUAUCUCAAAAGACAAAACCAGAUACAAGGGCAUACCAAGAUAUUAUCGUAUCAUAUGUAAAUAACGAUAACAUCGAAAAAGCAUUAGAUUUAUAUAGAGAGAUGAUUACGGAAAAAAUUGAGAUAAACCAAAGAAUAAUGGUUGCAUUAGCUCGUGGAUGUACAUCCAGGCCAGAGUUGCGUUUCAAAGCAUGGGAUUUUAUUUUCGAUAUCUAUAAUAACAACUGGGAACCAACAUUGAACACGUUUGAAUAUAUGCUUUACUUAUCUGCGAAAGAUGGUGAUGUUGCGCUUUCUAGAGCAUUUUAUAGCAAAUUGAAUGAAUCCAAUGCUAUCACCCCAAGAUCAUUCUCCUUUUUAUUACUAGCAUACUCCAAAAGUCAAGUUUCUCAGCCAGGCCAAUCAAUUGAGUUGCCUCCGAUCACUUUCCACGAAAAGGGAAGAAAUUUUAGAAGAAAUAUUCUUUCAGACGUAAACUUGUUCCCAGCUUCUGCACAAAAUGGUAUUCCAUUCUUGCCCGUUCUUGACUUAACAUCUAAGGAGGAAAUUAUGGCGGAGUCUAGUGCUAUGUGGGCACACACUUUAAUGUUUAAUCCGCUGUUUGUCAAUACUGACUGCGCUAAUACGUUUUUAAACAUUGCAGCAGUAAUGGGUAGAUUAAAUGACUUCAUAGACAGAUAUGAUAGCUCGACAUUCCUUGAUAGGACAGGAUUAUCGAACGAUACAAGGAUAAUUAUUGAAGAGCUUCCUGACUCUAUAUCAUCAAACACUGAUAUUUCUCAAACAGAUGGUGAAUCAGUUUCUAGUGUGCAAAGUAAAUUUGAUGAAAUGUCUAUCACAAAGUCUCCACUUUUAAAGGAUGUUGGUAGUAAUAUUGGUUUAGGAAAUAGAAAGAUUUCGCGUACGUCCUUGUCGUACGUUAUAGCGUUGAAAGCUGCUGCAAGAUUUAAAAAUUAUAAAUUUGCUCAAAGGAUUUGGUCAGAAAGAGGGACAUUUAGAAAAACUUCAAAUUUUAAAGACCUAUCCCGUUCAACCAAGGACGCCCUUGAUUUUCAGUUCGCAAAUGCGAUGGUUUCAUGUUUGACAAAGAUGAAUUUGCUAGAUGACGCUUUAGCAAUAUUAUUGAGUACAGAAUAUCAAUUCAAGUGGACUUGGAAAGAACUAAGGGAAUUGUACCAAGCCGCCUCCGAUAUCGAUCAUAGUGAUGCCUGUAAAAGUAUUAGAGGGAUUGCUAAGCGGGCUCAAAUCAAUUAUGAAGGUAAAAUUAGACGUAAGGAUUUUAAGAGGUACGUCAUGGAACGUGGAUAUUAA